Molecule: messenger RNA, 3769 nt
Organism: Trichogramma pretiosum
Lineage: Eukaryota; Metazoa; Arthropoda; Insecta; Hymenoptera; Trichogrammatidae
Product: thioredoxin domain-containing protein 11
Exons: 11
Coding region: 200-3034 (944 amino acids)
Source: RefSeq, a predicted model, not a curated record
AUUUAGACGUGCGAACACAGACUCGUCGAGCGCAGAAUAUAGCCGAGUGCGACUCCGAGUUUUCCGCAGCAAAUCGUAAACAAAAACGAUUCUGAUGAACUGCAUCACGUAAUGUUAACUUAUCAAAACAUCCCAUUGGGAUAUCAAUGAAACUUGUAGUAAAGUUUAAUGGGCCUCUUGGCUUGGCUGUUGGUGGAUAAUGUCAAACGAAGAGAAUCGCCAAGAUUCAAAAGUAAAUUUAAAUACUUCAGCUAGCAAUGCUGAAGAAUCAGAACAACAGCUAUCACAGCAGCAAAAAAUUAGCAGUCAACAGCUAUUUAGAAAAUCCAAUACCAAAAUUGAAGUCAGAAGUUCCAAGAUAUUACUGGAUGAAAAACUAUCUAGCAAAAUGUUCACAUAUGCCAGAGAAACAAUAUGUUUUUUUCUUGCCAUAGCUUUUACAGCACUUGCAGCAUUACACAGUUCACCACCACGAAUAUCAAAACCUCCUAUUGCAAGGCCAUUUUUCAAUGAAAGUUCCUUAGUUCUCGAUUACUAUAAGGGUCAUUUAGGAGCACUAAUUGAUAGAGUAACAGAUUUUGAUUUCUGUUUUGUAAUGUAUUAUGCUCCAUGGGAUGCAGAAAGUCAAAUUGUAAAAGAAGAGUUUGAAAAAGUUGCCCAGUACUACAAUUCUCAGGUGUUUUUUGCUGCAAUAAACUGUUGGCAUCCAGGAUCAGAAUGUAGGGCUCGAUAUAGUAAGAUACAAAGCUAUCCUGUUCUUAUGAUGUAUCCAGCAAAAGAAUCAGGAAUUCAGUACAAAGGAGUUCGGAGUGCACCUUACAUGAUACGCUUCAUACAUAACUUUAUGAAUCCUAUAAUAAGAGUUAGCAAAGACGAUGAAAUAAUGGAAUUAUUGAAAUCAUAUGAUGCCGUAAUGAUUGGCUACUUUCGUUUUGACGGUAUAUCAAGAAGUCCAGGUUACAGAGAAUUUUAUCGAGCGGCUUUGCGAAAUCUAGAACGUGAUCCCAAUGGGGAAGUAGCAUUUGUAGCAGUAAUAAAUAAAGAUCUUAUAGAGGAUCACGGAGUAAUGAAAUUCCCUUCAGCUAGUUUAUUGAUGUGGAACGAAACUUUGUUUUAUCCAGACACGAGUAAAUGGACUUCAGAUAAUAUCAACAAUUGGAUAAGCAGUUCUCUCCACCGAGUCGUAACUUGGAUCCAACCACCCGGCAGUAAAUCUCUAACUUUUGCUCCUUACUUAUGGGACGGCCCUGUUUUAUUUUUAUUUACUCCACGUAAUCCUCUUCAUUUCGAUAACGAUAAUUAUAAUUUAUUGAGAGAAAUAGGACUUCAAUACUACGACUGCGUCGGCAAUCCGCAAAUAAACGACACGGUGUCGAGGCUGCGCGAGAGUCGAAACGCUGCGGCACAGCGAGCCUUCAAGCGCCGAGAAUACUGCACGGGUCUACUCGACGAGGAGGAGCAGCAGCAGCAACGGCAGCAGCUGCACCAGGAGUCGAUUCUCGCGCAGAGGGUCGCCAGACGCGAAAGGUCCUGGAGCAACAUCACCGUGGAGUGUUGCACGGGCACGCCGACGAAUCGCUGCGUCUCGUGCACGAAGAAGCAGCCGUUGCCGAGGGACGAGUCGCAGGCCGUCUGCGCCGCGCCCGGGGCGUUGGCCUGUCGCAGCCUCGACGUGUUCGGCGCCGAACUGCCACUGAUUCUGGACGAACGUCCGACGGCGACUUACGCUCGUCCUGGCAGCUUCGAAGGCGACAACGAGGACAACAACAGCUGCUCGGCCAACGAGAGCUGCGACGAGCGAUCCAGCGAUACGGGAAACGACGAAGAAGAAGUCGAGAGGAUCGAUCCUCGAUCGGCGGCGUCGGUACAGAAGGCCCACGAACGCGAGGAGUGUCGCCGAUUUCUCGCCGGAUACAGCUACCGAAGGCCUGUGUUUCCUCGCGACGAAGACGACGCCGCCGCCGAUUCGAAAGAGGAGGAAGUCCAGCUCACCAAGGACAGAUGCCACGUGAACAAGACUCUGGCGUUGGUGGCGAUCGACAGUUUGCAUUAUUUUCACUUCUCCGAGGGCCUCGGUAUCGAGCUCGGUGACAAAUCGGAUAAAACGGCUCUCGUGAUACUCGACCCAAUGGACGAAUCUCAGUACGUACUGCAAGACGAUUUCGGCCGCAAUACCCUGGCGCGAUUCAUCAACAAUUAUACGCACGGAUAUCUCAGACGAACGCUGCGCUCGAACAAUCCUCAGCGAUUCAUUCGCACGCCCGCGACGAAGCAGCAGUGCGAGUCCGAUGGACAAUCGAGAGUAUGCGUGGAAGAAUUGUCUACCGAAACAUUUCUGAAAACGAUACUCAAUCCCGAUAAGGACGUAGUUGUGAUGUAUCAUUCGCCAUACUGUGGAUUCUGCAGUGCCGUCGCUUACGUUUACCUGACCGUUGCGCAUUACCUCGCCAAAAUGGACCAUUUAGAAUUCGUGAGGAUCGACGGCGACAAUAACGACUUGCCGUGGGAGUACACGAUGACGCGUUAUCCUUCAAUCCUAUUUUUCCCCGCUAGAAGAAAAGAGGAUAGCACCCUGUUUCCGUGGAAGCUGCCCAUCUCCGUGGGAAACCUGCUGAAUUUCGUGCUGGCGAAUCUCGACGCGGAGUCGCACGUCGAGGCGCUGAUCAACGUCUGUGCCGCGACCGGCGGCUCCUCGGACUGCGUCGAGCGCGUCAGAUGGCUGUGCCUGGACGUGAUAGAGGAGCACCUGCGCGAGUUCCGCCAGCUCCGCAGGCUCGACCAGUAUCGCCGUGGCGUCGUCAGCGGCGAGCCCAACAAUUCGAGGAAGAAAAUUUUGUUGCUCAAGCUGGCCUUAAUCAGAGAGGUUCAUCUGGAGCUUCAGACCUGUAAAAAGCUCGAUAAAGAUACACACAUGGUAGGAGUGUUGAGAAGCAAGUUCCGGACUUUUUAUAGAAAAAUAGAAAAGCUGCGACAGAAUAGAAAAACAACUAAUUCUACUUCCAGCAAUGAAGAAAAGGAACAGAAAAGUUUGUGAUAUACUAGAUUUUCUAAUUUAAUAAAUUUAUUGCUGAACUAUGCACUCUUUCCGAGUUGAACCAUUUUACCCGACGACAAUUUAAAAACGGCAAUGCAAAGAAUAUUUGUGAAUUCUUCGUAAUGUCCAAUCGUAACAUUUCGGGUAUUCCGAUAAAAUUUUCUAAAAGAAUCUAGCUUUUGAUGCGAGUAAGAAGAAACUAAAUAAUUAGUAUAUGUUUCUUGCCAUAAGAGAGCUAUAUUUUUCUUCAAAUACUUACAAUCUCAUCAAGAAACACAUUCCCUAUUGUUAUGCUAUAGUCCAAUUUAGUCAUGUUAGACUGAAAAAAGCAAAUGAAUUAUGUACAACGAAAUUACACUUGUUUUUUAAUAGUUUUUAAGGAUAAUAAAAUCAUCACAAUUGUUAUAAUAUUAAGAAAAAAUCGAAUUUUUUUUUUGUUAUUUAAGAAUAAGAGGUGCUACAAGCAAAUUGUGUUUAAUUGAUGUGGUUUUAAAGUGACCAAAAAACAAUCAUGAACUACUAUAUUGUAAAAUUAUAUCAGAUUUAUUUUAAAAUUAGAGUUAUAGAAUUAGAAACAAAUCGAUGUAAGAUUCAUUGAAAAUUGUGAAACGAGCGUGAGUGUUAAAAACAAUACCUAUUUUAUUAGUGUGCUUGAUAAAACGAAUGUGUAAUAUAAUAUCAAAUAAAAAAUAUGUAUUUAACAAAUGUUUUUAUUACCAAUGUAAUACUUGAAAA